Molecule: messenger RNA, 516 nt
Organism: Mycena indigotica
Lineage: Eukaryota; Fungi; Basidiomycota; Agaricomycetes; Agaricales; Mycenaceae
Exons: 2
Coding region: 289-516 (75 amino acids)
Biological process (GO): magnesium ion transport
Cellular component (GO): membrane
Molecular function (GO): magnesium ion transmembrane transporter activity
Source: RefSeq, a predicted model, not a curated record
UCAGACCUCUGUGCUUGCCUGUUCAACAGACUUGGCCAUCUCGGUCGAGUUGGCUGCGCUUUAUGUCUACUUGGCUCUGUCAUAAUCGUGCUGCAUGCGCCGGACGACCAGCCUAUUGACACGAUAACCGACUUUCUCAACUACGCUCUCAAGCCAGGGUUCCUGCUGUACUGUUUUGUCAUCUGCGUUGGCUCUGUCGUCCUUGCAUAUGGAGUUGCUCCAAAACUUGGCCGCAAGAACCCCGUGGUUUUCAUUUCUAUCGCGUCACUUGUUGGAAGUGUGUCAGUGAUGUUUGUGAAGGGCUUUGGCAUUGCGGUCAAGCUUACAUUCGCGGGCAAGAAUCAGUUUGUGUACCCAAGCACGUAUCUGUUUGGCGCAAUCUCUGCCGCCUGUAUUGUCAUCCAGCUCAACUGCUAUAAAGUAGACCUCGGUGAGGCUCUAACUGCUCGGACGGAGAGUCUCUCAACCGCGCCGCCGUGUACCUCCUUAUAUAAUCAGUGUUUCAAAACAGUGUAA